This is a messenger RNA of Funneliformis caledonium, 422 nucleotides long. The record is from the annotation of a GenBank genome assembly. Lineage: Eukaryota; Fungi; Glomeromycota; Glomeromycetes; Glomerales; Glomeraceae.
CUCGAAGUGCCUGGUCUCGAGCAAUAACGCCACCAAUGGAAAUCAGUGACAUUAGCGAAGAAGAAUCAAUGAAAUACUUGAUUGAGAAGCGUAAGAUCGAUGAAGAAAUGGCAAAAGAAUUAUAUCAAUUGGUUGGUGGUCGCAUUUUAGAGUUGAAGACUAUUGCAAAUGGUAUUUUAGCUGGACGAUCCAUUGAAGAUAUCAAGAAGCAAAAAUUAAUUGACAUUGGUCGGAAAUUUGAUUCAACAAAACUGCUUCAAGAACAAAAAUAUUAUGAAGCGGGAAAACGUGUAAUUAAUGCUUUGCUGGAUUCAAAAGAGAUUAGCAUUAUUACAUUUAAAAGAAUUUUCAAGAAUAAUGAAAAAGAAUACAGUGAAGUCUUAGGAAAUAACGUGUUUGCAUACCGUCCAUCACGCGAUACU